AUGACUGUACUAUCAAACAUUAAAGAGACACUUGAUGACAUUGCAACAGACACUGGACUCAACUCUGAUGAUCCUGCUCUGCCAACAUUGAACAUCCUUCGGAUAUUGUUCUCAAAGGAGAGAUUGAACAAGUUGGAGUACAUGACACGCCAGACAUCCAAAUUCAGGUUGGCUUUCGUUGGUCCCUCUGGCUCGGGCAAGACCACAUUGAUCAACACUCUAUUAGGUACCCAAUUGCCCAUUGUGUCAGCAACUCGUAUCACCGUACUACGCUACGCCCCCCUUGCCGAAGCAUCAAUCAGACUCUUCAAGCUCCUUCCGGGUGAUUCAAAAGAGUGCGAGGAUGAACCUGUUGUAAGUCUAGCCACAGUGACCAACGCAAGGCAAGCGACCAAGAUGGCCGAUCCAUAUCUUCGUUGUCCGCUUGAGGAUGGUGCCAGCGAUGGUAUGAUUGAGUGGAUGCAGAAGGUUGUGGUGAUCAGCUAUCCCAUACCCAUGCUUGAGAGCGGUCUGGAGGUGCACGACAUUCCAGGCUCAAAGCUAGAUAACCUAAAAGAGAUGCGGUCCAACUUCUUCUCGGUUGUCCGUCCCAACGCCGCUGUCUUUUGCUACGCCAACCCAGCAUUCUCAGACGCUGAGGUAUACUCAUAUCAAGACUUUGUCGACAACAUGCAAGUCAAGUUUGGUGAUGGGUUCAAUGCGGACUCACAUCUCUUCAUGGCAAACACCAAGUUCAAUGUGGCAGCCUACAAGAACAGUCAUCACAUUGAACACAUCAAUGAUGUGACUGAUGAACAACUGAUCAAUGAGGAGAUUACGAUCUAUCAACACUUGAAGGAACGUUCAGUGUUGGAUGGAUGGGCCAGGCCAGAACAGUUCUCAAUGGUCAACUCAAUGGACUACUUGGCAUCCAAGAGUGGCAUUCAUACUUGA
This is a messenger RNA of Acytostelium subglobosum LB1, 933 nucleotides long. RefSeq lists its product as hypothetical. The transcript has 2 exons. NCBI's taxonomy places the organism in Eukaryota, Evosea, Eumycetozoa, Acytosteliales, Acytosteliaceae. Bases 1 to 933 code for a protein of 310 amino acids. The record is from RefSeq and is a predicted model, not a curated record.